This is a messenger RNA of Anolis carolinensis (green anole), 1192 nucleotides long. RefSeq names its product apolipoprotein A-IV. The transcript is spliced from 4 exons. Gene Ontology annotation, cellular component: high-density lipoprotein particle; extracellular region; chylomicron. Gene Ontology annotation, molecular function: phospholipid binding; phosphatidylcholine-sterol O-acyltransferase activator activity. NCBI's taxonomy places the organism in Eukaryota, Metazoa, Chordata, Lepidosauria, Squamata, Anolidae. The record is from RefSeq and is a predicted model, not a curated record. Gene Ontology annotation, biological process: positive regulation of lipid biosynthetic process; cholesterol efflux; very-low-density lipoprotein particle remodeling. The coding region runs from base 350 to 1108 and encodes 252 amino acids.
GCUGCUUUGAGUGUCCGUAUGCACCGCUGCUUCCUAUUUCCACCCCUGCGAGGCAGGCCAUUUGGAGCCAAAGUCCCUUCUGCACGAUUGCCAGCCGCAUAUUGGAUUUUGAACCCAGAACACAGCAGGCCACGUGGAGCAUUUGGACCCGCUUUUUUCUCCUGGUCCGGGUUCGAGUCCAGCAAGGCUGCCUAUCCCCAGCCCAGGAAUGCGAUAAGCGGCCUUUGGAUGCGAUAAGUGCAAACGUUGUCCUCCUGCAGAGUAUAAAUACCAGCGGAGAGAAGCAAACAAGCCUACUCGGGAGAAGCCAGCAGCCUGCCCAGCCAGCCCUUUGGGUCCAGUGGACAUCAUGAGGUUCGGCACCGUUUUCCUCGCUUUGGCCGUCUUGACAGGGUCGUACGCCUCUUUCCUGAGCGACGAGCCCCGCCGGCCCCGCUUGGAGCAGAUCCACGACACCAUCCGGGAAUACAUCGACAAGAUCUCCAAAAGCACCUCCGACAACUUGCAAUCCAUCCGCAACUCGGAGCUGGGCCGGGAGAUCAAUGCCCGCGUCUCCGACAGCCUGGCCAGUGCCCAGAGCUACCAGGCCGAACUGCAGAAGCAUCUCCCGCCGGUGGCCCAAGACCUGCUGCAGAAGAUCGUUGCCGACCUGAAGCAAGUGAACGAGAAGGUCCAGCCCUUCGCCGAGGACCUGAACCAGAAGAUGCAAGGCGGGGUGAGCCAGCUGCAGGAGCGCCUGGCGCCCUUCGCGGAGGACCUCCUGGAGCAGGCGGAGCAGCACACGCAGAGCCUGCGCCAGGCCCUGGCCUCCGGCACCGAGGAGCUCAAGGCCAACCUCCAGCGCAACGUGGAGGACCUCCAGGCCCAGCUGGGGCCGCUGGCCGAGGACAUGAAGGGCAAGAUCCAGCAGCAGGUGGAGGACUUCCGGCAGGGCGUGGAGCCCCUGGCCCAGCGGCUGCAGGGGAGCCUCUCCGAGGGGCUGCACCGCGUCCGCCACAACCUGCACCCCUACGCCGAGGACCUCCACCAGAAGCUGGUCCCGCUGGCCGAGAACCUCCAAGGGCAGCUCAGCGGCCUCUGGAGUGCCUUCCGGGAGAGGUUCCAGUGAGGCCCGUGGAGGCUCUCAAAGUGGGAUUGGCGGGUGGGGAGAAAUGAGACUUCCCAGCCGUGCCAAUAAAGCCACAGGCAAUGA